This is a messenger RNA of Botrytis byssoidea, 1971 nucleotides long. RefSeq lists its product as uncharacterized. The coding region runs from base 1 to 1971 and encodes 656 amino acids. Lineage: Eukaryota; Fungi; Ascomycota; Leotiomycetes; Helotiales; Sclerotiniaceae. The record is from RefSeq and is a predicted model, not a curated record. The transcript is spliced from 3 exons.
AUGUUGAACCAAUCUUCGAACAGAGGUCAUCAACAUUUCAUUGAACUUCCACAAGAUAUUCUUAGUACUCUCGACCAGAGCCAAAAUGGCAGGAGACAUCCGAAUAGCACCGAUGUUCCAUGCAAGACCUCAAGAAAACGCCAAGACACAGAAUCUUCUUGGACCGAAAUAUCUAAUAUCUUUCAAAACCUUGACGUCGAAGACUGUUUGAAGGAAGACAGUGAGGUCGAAAAUAAUGAAGAAAAUCCCGAGCCCAAUGCUGUCACCCUGGACACUUGCGAACUAGAAGGAGAAUCCUUGCAGAUGAAGAUGAGCAUGAUGAUCUUCUAUUUCUUUGAGGAUCUUCAUCGAAUUCAAAAUUUUCUACAUGGAAUAUGGAAAAGAUACAAGGAUAAAACGCUGGAUCUGCUCAGCGCUACCUUGAUAACAAACACUGCAUUUGAGUUAGUUCGUCGCAGUGAACAGGAAAUCCUAGGCAAUGCACCAAAGUUAUUCUCAAAGAAACGAUCUUAUGACACCAUUGCAGCUGUCAUCUUCUACGCAAACGGACUCGAUACUGGGAAGGAUCCUACACAGAAAAUGGAUCUAAAGGAAUGGCCACGGCCUACACCAUUUGACGACUUCAUAUAUCUAUCUACCGCUCGCAUUUUGAUGAAAUACGAUAACCUUUGGAAGAUGGAAGCCGCCUAUCCCAUUCCCUCACUUCCGUUACGGGCUGGCUACAUCUCAUGUCCGGAAAUCCUGGGAACUCCUUAUAUGAAUAAAAAAGAGAAGGAGGAUGUUUUACUUUCACAACUCGUCAUUGAUCUCGACCUGUUCGACACAUAUAAUAGACUGACGAAAGAAGAUGAAAUUCGAGGUCCAACACUAUAUGCACCCCCAGCCGCAGAUGCUUUGACUGCUGGCUUACGGAAAUUAAAAAAUGAAGGACGCGAGGAUUGGGGGAUAUUAGCUUGCAAAGGCCGACGUAGUCUAGAUUCCUGUCUCUGGCUUCCAAAGGAUACCGCUAGUGGUCACUGGUGGGAUCCUAGCGAUCUACAUAUGAUUAAGAAGAUAAACGAAAUUAAUUCCAGGUAUACCGACUACACAAUGUUCAGAAGACUCAAAGAGUGCUUGGCGAAAUCCAACUGCUCAGAGCCAGAUUGGGGCAAAGCGAAUCAAAACGGGUCGACUUCUACAACGAGAUUGGUCAAUCGCUUGGAUCAAGGAUCAAGUAGCACUUCUGUCCUCCAACCAAUGGCCAGCGAGAAUACAUACCACACCCAACAAGGAAACCUUCCAGGAGUACAUUUCUCGAAUGAUCUAGUGCUAACCAACACCUAUACUCGAUUUCCAGAGUGCGGCUUCCGUCCGAAUGGCAGCAUUGGCGCGAUUACGAAAGCUGGUAAUACCGAGACACACAAUCAGCAACUCAUUGAAUGUGUCGAGCAGCUCGAUAUUCGAUUGAUAAAGCCUCACAGCGAUUUAACGUUUCUCUACAAACAGAAUCCCGUUUACUGUGGAAUGGUUGCUCUCAGAUUAUCGACGAGCUACGACGAGGCUGGUCUUUCCCAUUCUGAUUUUCACCUCGUCAUGACAUUCGCGGCGCAUCUGUAUCAGGAAUGUGUAAGAAACAACUUCGUUCAGAAAAGAUGGCCGGCAAUGGAGACAAUUAUAGAGCUACACAAGAAGGAAAUCUUCAAUGGAACCGUGCCAAUGUCCGCAGACGAGGCAUACAAUAUAUUCUCCAAAAACUUCCACCUCUCUAAGGUUUCAAAUCAAGAAUAUAUCAGAGUGAAACCUUCACCGAGUUUGAGAAUGCCAAAACUAUCAAGAAAUGCUCUCAGUCUAGCUAUCCGUCCAUUUCUAGAGCACCAAGCAACUUUCAACGAAACCACCAAUAAUCUCCAGAACCUAGUUCAAUUCCUUCCAUUGGCAGUAGUGAUGAAUAAAAAAAAUCGGAUUGCCAAACGACAACUCACUUCGUUAUAA